GCGAACUUGAUUAAAAUGACGAAGGCGUCGGCGCCUGUCGUCACUAACAUUGCUUCUCGUCCAUCCAUCAUUGUUAUAUGCAAGCUAGCAGUUGAUAACACACCCUGCGAAAACCAACGGGAAACACACAGCAUUCUCAAAUUGCUCUCGGAACGCGUCGGUCGCGCGGUUCCCGACUGUAUUUCAGUGCUUGUAAUUCUAAAAUAUAGGUUAUAAAUAAGUAAAUAAAACCCGGCUCUCGCAGCACUCAUCGUAUAGAGCCUACGAGAGGUCCAGUGUGUUUUGUUUGCAACAGUUGUUAUAUAUUUUAGUUGAAAAUGGCAACGAAAAAUACCGAUGCGAAUGUGGAAGAGGGACAAGCUCCGGAGCCCCGCGCGAGCAAGCGAGGGUUCCUGGCGGGAACCAGUUCGAUUGUGGGCCUGUCAGACGUAACAGACAACAAGCUGAUCUGGCGGCAGCUGGUGGCAGAGCUCCUGGGCACAUUCCUGCUGACGUCCAUCGGAGUGGCCGCCUGCAUCACCAUCUCCGCCUCGUCUGCGCCGCACACAACCAGCAUAGCGCUCUGUUUCGGUCUCCUAGUCGGCACCAUUGUUCAGGCGAUCGGGCAUGUGUCGGGUGGACACAUCAACCCAGCCGUCACGUGCGGGCUGUUUGUGGCCGGAGACGUCAAGCUGCUCAAGGCGUUGUUCUACAUCGUGGUGCAGGCACUGGGGGCCGUCGCAGGCGCCGCUUUCAUCAGGCUGGCCGUCCCUGAGGACAGUUUAAAUUACGGUUUUGGACUGACCCAGCCCGCAAAAGGAGUUUCCGAUGCUCAGGCCCUGCUAGUGGAAGCUCUAAUCACAUUCGUGUUGGUGCUAGUCGUGCAAGGCGUGUGUGACGCGCGCCGCAACGACGUCAAGGGCUCAGCGCCGUUGGCCAUCGGGCUCGCCAUCACUGCCUGCCACGCCGCUUGCAUUCCCUUCUCUGGAUCGAGUAUGAACCCAGCACGGUCCUUCGGACCAGCUCUCGUUAUUGGCGACUGGACUUCUCACUGGGUGUAUUGGGUAGGUCCCAUCGUAGGCGGGGCUGUUGCAGGCCUCUUCUACCGAUUUAUCUUCAAAAUAGGCAAAGCGGGAGAUAGCGGUUCCUACGACUUCUAAGACUGCACCUGACGCAGCAUCACAUUGUGCCUUUUACUUUAUCUUAUAACCAGAAAUCAAAGCGCUAUGAGACCUAUUUUUACUAAAUUCCCUGAGGGGUUAGGCGGUACUGUCCGCACGGAUAGAAAAUCUUUCGAAAGGAAAGUGAAAUCGAUUCGAUUAAUUUAUUGAUAAGUAUAUUUUACUAAAUUGGCAACCAUUAUUGGUUCUAAUGGGUUUAUAGAAUUCAAGAUUUUUUUUUGUUAUACUUAUGUAAUGUGCACUUUGUCUUUCUGUACAAAGCGAUAUCCAAAGCCAAUGACUCGAACGGAAAAUUGUUAUAUCCUUGAAUAUUAUCUGUAUUGUGUUGCAACGUGUUUCAUGAAGUGCCUACCGAAAAAUUUCCAGUAUUCAUUCAAUAAACUAAGUUCAUGAACUUUUUCCUGAAACACAUUCAACUACAAGUUUUUCAGAUAGACUUCGAAAAUUAUAUUAGGUUAGGUUAUUUAGAUUUAAAAUGUUAAGAAUUAUUUAUAUUAUAAUGUGAAUAAAUUAUUUUAAGCUUACUGUACCUACUUCGGAAACUUACACGUUUAUACUCAAUGUACCUAUGUGUGAAGAUAAAUGUCUACGAAGAGACAUUAUUUUAACAUAUCUCAAAAAGUGUUUAUUUUUCAAAUAAAUAUUUUAAUUGCCUA
Plodia interpunctella (Indianmeal moth) is the source of this 1816-nucleotide messenger RNA. It is a transcript of the gene Drip, whose product is annotated as aquaporin AQPAe.a-like. Gene Ontology annotation, molecular function: channel activity. The coding region runs from base 318 to 1139 and encodes 273 amino acids. Gene Ontology annotation, cellular component: plasma membrane. Gene Ontology annotation, biological process: transmembrane transport. The record is from RefSeq and is a predicted model, not a curated record. NCBI's taxonomy places the organism in Eukaryota, Metazoa, Arthropoda, Insecta, Lepidoptera, Pyralidae. The transcript is spliced from 8 exons.